GAGUUUGAAGACUAAAAGGAAGAAAUGGAGUUUAUUGGUCACAUACUGAUUUUCCCUUUCCCAAUUCAGGGCCAUGUCAACUCCAUGCUCAAACUUGCACACCUUUUCGAUCUUUCCAACUUCCAUGUCACCUUCUCUGUCCCCUCCAACAUUCACGCUCGCCUUCUGGCUCACACCGACGUCAACUCCGGCCGUUUCAGCCCCCGAUUCCGGCUCCAGAGCUUCCCCGCCGGAAUCUAUGAGGGUGCUAUCGAUUCAAAGGAAGGAUUCAUGGAGCUCUGUGAUUCCCUGAACAGAAUAGCGAAGCCAUUCUUGAGGGAGUGUAUAGCCCAGAAGCGGAAUUUCAGUCUGCCCUUCACGGCUUUCAUAUCGGAUUUCCAGCUUAGCAUCGCCUUAGAUGUUGUUGGUGAAGAGUGUUUCAAUCUGCCGGUUUACUAUUUUCGUACUAUCAGCGCCUGCGGCUUCUGGGCUUACUUCUCCUUGCCGGAUCUCUUUGAAGCCGGCGAGCUACCUAUCAAAGAGAAUGGAAUAGACUCAUCACCAAUAACAAAGAUUAAGGGAAUGGAAGAUUUUCUGAGGGUUAGAGAUCUUCCUCCAUUUUGCAGAGAUGAAGACUUGGCAGUUCUUUUCUAUACUGAAACCCGGCUUGCCGUUCACGCUCGAGGGCUCAUACUCAACACCUUCGAAGACCUGGAGGGACCUAUACUAUCCCAAAUCAGAACCAAAUGUCCUAAAGUUUACACAUUGGGACCACUCCAUGCCCAUCUCAAGGCCACCCUAGCUUCCAAAUCCACCCACUCAAACAGCCUUCGGCAAGAAGAUGAGACCUGCAUGGCUUGGCUGGACUCACAAGAACCAAAAUCAGUGAUCUAUGUGAGCUUUGGAAGCAUUUCUGUGAUUACAAGGCAGCAAUUGAUGGAGUUGUGGUAUGGUCUGGUUAAUAGUGGGAAGAAAUUCUUGUGGGUUAUGAGGUCUGAUUUGGUUGCAGGGAAAGAUGAAGAAACCCCAAUUCCUUUAGAGCUAGAAGAGGGCACAAAAGCAAACGGGUACAUUGUAGGUUGGGCCCCACAAGAGGCCGUCCUGGACCACCCGGCUGUCGGAGGGUUUUUAACUCAUUCUGGAUGGAACUCUACAUUGGAAAGUAUAGCGGCCGGGGUGCCUAUGAUUUGCUGGCCGUUCUUUGCGGAUCAACAGAUGAAUAGUCGGUUUGUCGGAGAGGUUUGGAAGCUGGGAUUGGACAUGAAAGAUGUGUGUGAUAGAAGUAGUGUGGAGAAGUUAAUCAGAGAAUUGAUGGAGAAGAGGAAGGGUGAGUUCUUGGAGAGGGCUGAAAAUAUGGGUAAGUUAGCUAAACAAGCUAUUAGUGAAGGUGGAUCAUCUUACUGCAAUUUUGAUUGUCUGAUUCAAGAUAUCAUUAAGGUUAAUGAAGAUAUGAGGAAACCUCUGAAAAAUGUCCUAGCUAGUUAAUUUCCCACUAGGAUUUUGUUCCAUGCAUUUUCAAUCUCACCUGUACCGGAUUCAGUGGUCCACAUUAGGCCUCUACAAGACUGUGCUUGACCUCUCUAUGCCCUUUUUGUCUUGUCUAUUACCUUCUUUAAAAGCAUUAAUUACUAUUGAGUAUUAACUCAUGUUAUCUG
This is a messenger RNA of Ipomoea triloba (trilobed morning glory), 1634 nucleotides long. Its product is annotated as 7-deoxyloganetic acid glucosyltransferase-like. Gene Ontology annotation, molecular function: UDP-glycosyltransferase activity. Bases 25 to 1464 code for a protein of 479 amino acids. NCBI's taxonomy places the organism in Eukaryota, Viridiplantae, Streptophyta, Magnoliopsida, Solanales, Convolvulaceae. The transcript is spliced from 2 exons. The record is from RefSeq and is a predicted model, not a curated record.